UAGGAGUACUUUGGAGUGAAGAGCACUGCAAGCUAAAACAGAUGUGCAUGUCAUGCAGAAGUUGAAUCUGAACUCUUCAUUUAAGUAUUUAUUUUAACACACCUUUCAUACUAGUACACAAUUUAAGUCAAUCGGUGAGGUUACACUAUUAAAAUAAAAAACACACUAAAAAAAACUUUUUGGAAAAGAAGAAAAAAAAAAAGACUUUUCUCAAUCAAAUGUCCUUUUUGUUUAACGCGGUUCAAUUUUCAAAAGGAAAUUAUGGUGGUUGAGAGUGAGUCAACAAAGUUAUAAUCAUGCACUAAAACUCUCACAUAGUCCACAUGUAUAAUUUGACUUUCUUUAUAUAUAUAUAACGCUCCAAAAAAAAUCACAUUUCAACAACCACAAUAUUUUCUUCCCAACUUUCAAAAGUUUAGCUAGCUAGGCCACAAUGAAGGCAAUCCAACACACCAUCAACCACCACUUCACAAUCACUCGCCGCCUUCCACGCCCGGUUCGUGCUCGACAAGAACUUCUCUUCGACGACACUAACCGGUCGUCUAAGGCGUCUAACCCGGCAACCCGUUUAGCCCAAUCACUUACCCAUAUGUUACAUAACCAAAUUGAAUCCAUACACACCCAAAAAACAUUAACCCAAUCUAAUUUUAGCACCAUUUUAGAGGACAAAAGUAACACCCCUAUAUCAUUUCCUAAGGAUGAUAUAUCAAAUAAUUGGGAAGAAUUUCAUGGUGCUAAUAAUUGGGACGACCUUUUAGACCCUAUUAACCCCUCUUUAAGGCAAGAGCUACUCAAAUAUGGUGAGUUAGCUCAAGCAACAUACGAUGCUUUCGACUACGAUCCAUACUCAGAGUAUUGUGGUAGUUGUAGGUAUAACCGAAACAAGCUCUUUGAAAAGCUCAGCUUAACACGACACGGAUAUCACGUUACAAAGUACAUCUACGCGACUUCUCAAAUUGAUCUGCCUCGAUGGCUAGAGAAGUCUCAAGUAGCCGAGACUUGGAGUACACACUCGAAUUGGAUGGGGUUUGUCGCGGUUAGUGAUGAUGAGGAGUCAUGCCGUAUUGGUAGGAGAGACAUUGUUGUGUCAUGGCGAGGCACGGUGUCUGCAUCCGAGUGGUACGAAGACUUUCAGCGUAAUUUGGAGACAUUUGGGCACGGUGAUGCCAAGGUUGAGGAAGGUUUCCUAAGCAUUUACACUACGAAAUUUCGAUCAUCGAGGUAUAACAAAUCAAGUGCUUCAGAACAAGUGAUGCAAGAGUUAUCAAAGCUAAUAGAUUUUUACAAGAAAAGAGGGGAAGAAGUUAGUCUUACAAUAACAGGGCAUAGUUUAGGUGGUGCCUUGGCUCUGCUCAAUGCAUACGAGGCUGCUGCAAUAUUCGUCAAUCUUCCUGUUAGUGUCAUUUCCUUUGCUGCUCCAAGGAUUGGAAACUCGGUCUUCAGAGACGAGCUACACGAGCUAGGAGUGAAGAUACUACGCGUUGUUGUCAAACAAGACGUCGUUCCUUGGACUGCAGGAAUGGUCUUUAACAAUGAGAGCUUACAGAAUUUUGAUGAGAUUACAGGGGGGUUACAGUGGAUUCACCCUCAUGCUGGUGUUGAGCUGAAGCUGGAUGCGAGAGCUUCUCCGUAUUUGAAACGAGGGUUGCAGUUGCUUGGACAUCAUAUGCUAGAGACGUACCUGCAUUUGUUGGAUGGUUAUGAAAGUUCUAAAGUGCCUUUUCGGCCUGAUGCUACAAGGGAUAUAGCUUUGGUGAACAAGGAGUGUGAUCUGUUGAUCAACGAGCUGAGGAUACCGCCUCGUUGGUACCAGGUUGCGAAUAAGGGUCUGGUUCAGAAUGCUUAUGGGAGGUGGGUUAAACCUAAGAGGGAUCCUGAAGAUAUACCAUCUCCUACUAGUGAAUCAGCUAAUUGUAAUGAAAUGCAAUCUGUACUUGGUUAUUGAAUCAUAAUUAUAAUUUGUAUAUACAAGUUCUUGUUAGCACAA
Molecule: messenger RNA, 1987 nt
Organism: Chenopodium quinoa (quinoa)
Lineage: Eukaryota; Viridiplantae; Streptophyta; Magnoliopsida; Caryophyllales; Amaranthaceae
Product: phospholipase A1-Igamma1, chloroplastic-like
Exons: 1
Coding region: 434-1945 (503 amino acids)
Biological process (GO): lipid metabolic process
Molecular function (GO): glycerophospholipase activity
Source: RefSeq, a predicted model, not a curated record